This is a messenger RNA of Nelumbo nucifera (sacred lotus), 1074 nucleotides long. Its product is annotated as Class I peptide chain release factor. NCBI's taxonomy places the organism in Eukaryota, Viridiplantae, Streptophyta, Magnoliopsida, Proteales, Nelumbonaceae. Gene Ontology annotation, molecular function: translation release factor activity. The record is from RefSeq and is a predicted model, not a curated record. Gene Ontology annotation, biological process: translational termination. Gene Ontology annotation, cellular component: chloroplast.
CUCCUUUAACGCAAUUCGUGUUUAUGGCUCAAACCCUUCUGAAGUGGGUUGGUACCUCUUCAAGGUUAUUUGGUUCUUUCAAACCAGCGCUACACACGCAUGGGCUUCAGGUUCAGGUUCCGUUCCAACGACAAAUCAAGGCAUUCACUUUGUCCGAUAGAGGUGGUGGUGGCGCUGGUGGUUACAGUGGUCGGGAUUUUCUGGCGUUGUCGGACGAACAACUGAUGGGCCAAUGCGAGAUGGAUACGUUCAAGGCGUCCGGUCCUGGAGGUCAACACCGCAACAAGCGAGAGAGUGCCGUCCGACUCAAACACGUACCUACUGGCAUAGUAGCUCAGGCUGUUGAGGACCGCUCACAACAUAAGAACCGUGCAUCGGCAUUAGCUCGUUUGCGCACUUUGUUAGCUCUUAAAGUCAGGAACAAAUUAAACCUUGAUGAGUACAGACCUCCUCUGGAGCUUCUUCAGAUUCUUCCUGCAAAGUCAACAAUGAGAACAUCAGAUUGUGGUCCACAAAUAGGACCAAAUAACCCAAAAUUUGUCUUGGGAAUGCAAGCCUUGUUGGAUCUAAUUUUCGCAGUUGAUGGUUCCAUAUCAGAUGCAGCAAAGUACUUGGGGUUAAGUACAGGUGCUCUAUCACGGUUGAUAUUGUCUGAUGAUUCUCUUCGAAUGGCUGUAAAUGAACUAAGGUCAUCAAAGAUAUAGUUUACAAACGUAGAACAGCCACAGAACCAAACGCCAUCAUAGUGUGCCCACUGAGUGCUCCCAAUUCUGCAAAGGACAACUAGGGAAAAAUGACAUCCGAGCUACAAUUAAUGCUGGUGAAGUUCCAGAAAUCAAUCAAGAGCCAAUGUAGGAAUAAACUUCCUUUGCAACAGUAGUUUAGGGACUUUGGUCAUGGGGGAAUGGGGUGUAUAUUUGAAACCUGGUACCUAUACUCUAUAGCAACCUGUAAUGAGGUCAUAUUCCAACACCAUUUUGGGAUAGGAAAAUUACCGAGGAAUUUAAAUUCGAAGUACUUGAAGUGAGGAAAAAAAACACCGUAUGAGGUAAUUACAUUGAGAAAAAAAUUGUU